Ochotona princeps (American pika) is the source of this 2201-nucleotide messenger RNA. It is a transcript of the gene CALCOCO2, whose product is annotated as calcium binding and coiled-coil domain 2. NCBI's taxonomy places the organism in Eukaryota, Metazoa, Chordata, Mammalia, Lagomorpha, Ochotonidae. Gene Ontology annotation, biological process: xenophagy; positive regulation of autophagosome maturation. Gene Ontology annotation, cellular component: PML body; autophagosome. The transcript is spliced from 13 exons. The record is from RefSeq and is a predicted model, not a curated record. The coding region runs from base 65 to 1408 and encodes 447 amino acids.
CCUUCCCGGUGCCUGCCCAGUUGCUGUUGGCGUCGCAAUCGGCUGCUUCCCACGGACACCGACCAUGGACAAGACGAUGGAAGAUCCCCCCACAUCUGCCGUCUUGCUGGACCACUGCCAUUUCUCUCAGGUCAUCUUUAACAGUGUGGAGAAAUUCUAUGUCCCCGGUGGGGACAUCACGUGCUACUACACCCUCACCCAGCAUUUCGUCCCCCGGCGCAAGGAUUGGAUUGGCAUCUUCAGAGUAGGAUGGAAGACAACCCGUGAGUACUACACCUUCAUGUGGGUCCCUGUGCCAGUUGAGCUACCCAAGGAGUCAAACAAACAGCAGGAAGUGCAGUUCAAAGCUUACUACCUGCCCAAGGAUGACGAAUAUUACCAGUUCUGCUACGUGGAUCAGGAUGGUGUCAUCCGGGGAGCAAGUAUUCCUUUCCAGUUCCGCCCGGAAAACGAGGAGGAUAUCCUGGUUGUUACCCCUCAGGGACAGGUGGAAGAGAUUGAGCAGCACAAUAAGGAACUUUACAAAGAGAACCAGGCAUUGCAGGACAGCUGUGCCAGUCUCCAGAAGCAGAACACGGAGCUGCAGGCUGAGCUCCAGAGGAAGCAGGAGGAACUGGAAACCCUACAGAGCAUCAAUGAGAAGUUGGAACAGAAAGUGCGAGAGCAGGAUUGCUGGAAGACAAAGAUGCUACAGCUGAAAGAGCACAGCCAGAAGCUGUCCUCAGAAAAGGACAAGAUGAGCAUCCUAGUGGAUCAGCUUCAGGCCCAGCUCUCAGCUCAAGAGAAAGAGAUGGAGAAGCUCAUUCAGGGAGACCAAGAUAAAACAGAACUGCUGGAGCAGAUGAAAAAGGAAAAGGACCAGCUCUUUCUCAGUUUAAGCGAACAGAUGGAGCAGCAGAAGCAACUCGAGCACACGGUGGAGGAGUUGAAGGCAAAAGAAUCCAGAGUGACCAGGAAACAGGAGGAGCUAACGGAAGAGAACUUUGACCUCCUAAGAAGACUUAGUGAUGACAGGAUUCUGUGUGACGCUCUGCAGAGAGAGAAAGAGAACCUGGAAAGAGAAAAUGAGCACCUGAAGGAGGAGAAUAGGCGAUUGAUGACUUACAUGGGUCUGGAUUCGGACUCUCUGGCCUAUCAAGUACCUCCUUCACAUCAACGAGGUGCGGGACAAAACACAGGACUUGUCUUUGGAAACCCCUAUUCUGGUAUCCAAGAAAGUUCUUCUGCAGGCCUGUUCUCCGACAAGAAGUGCUCCACCUUCAAAUCAGACCUCAUGGGCGACACCUGCGAUCAUACCCUGGAGCAGCACCUGCUGACCCGCAGUCUGAGGUGUCCAGUUUGUAGCAAGAUCUUCCCAGCAAGAGAAAAGCAGAUCUUCGAAGACCAUGUGUUAUGCCACUCUCUAUAGGUGUCCCAGCCUCGUGGAUCUAUGCUAUACAUAGAUUUAUAUGCAUAGGGUUUAUAGGGUAGGGUUCUAUGUGUCAAGAUCCUGCCUAACCUGAAACUGUCAGGGAUUUACUCGGUCCGACUGCCCCUAGUGGUGGGAUCACGUCGGUCACCUGAAGGGGGAGUACUAGGGGCUUCUACUUCCAUCCCCACAGGAACCUCUAAGUCAGACAGCUCUAGCCGUGCCAGCCUCUCACCCAUAGUGCCCGUUCUUGAAGGGUCUCAGUACAAGAGCCUGCGAGCAGAACUCUACCUGCUGUUCAUGAGUCUUUACCUGAUACUGAUUGGAUCAUUCCCCCAAGUUGUCCCACUGUCACUCCAGGGCAGGCCUCAGCCCUAACCCUGGGCAGCUUCUCCUCCUCCUCCUCCGGCCUCCUUCUCCAGUUGAUUUUGCACUAGACUAACAAAACAGGGCACAGCCUGGAUACUGAACACAGGCUCCUCGUCUGAAUUUCUCAGCUCUUGGAAGAGGCCUAUUCCUGAACCUUGGACGAGAAUUAUUACUCCAAUCACAGAAGACCUCCUUUCUUUCUAGAUACCUCCGAAUGACACUUUCUGAUCUGGUCUUUUCUAUGCACUACACAUAGCUUUCUUUGUUGUAAGUCCUUUUUUAAUGAUUGGUUGGCAUUAUGAACCAUAUGGACUUAUAACUUUUUGAGCAGGUGAGUUUGGAGAUGGUUGUUAAAAUAAUGAGACAAGCAUUGUUAAUGCUAAAAAUAAAUUACUCCUCUAUUUUAGGGACUAAAUGACUCGAA